Molecule: messenger RNA, 585 nt
Organism: Lotus japonicus
Lineage: Eukaryota; Viridiplantae; Streptophyta; Magnoliopsida; Fabales; Fabaceae
Exons: 1
Coding region: 1-585 (194 amino acids)
Biological process (GO): protein polyubiquitination; positive regulation of proteasomal ubiquitin-dependent protein catabolic process; ubiquitin-dependent protein catabolic process
Cellular component (GO): cytoplasm; ubiquitin ligase complex
Molecular function (GO): ubiquitin conjugating enzyme binding; ubiquitin protein ligase activity
Source: RefSeq, a predicted model, not a curated record
AUGACAACCCUCACGCCCCAACAAAGAAAAAGGAGCGAUGUUCCCCUUUCCGCCGACGAGGUCAUCGACAUCGACUCCAUCUGCUUCACCCCCGGUGGCGGGGGCAUCAGCAACAGCACCAUCACUACCUCCACCUCUACCUCUACCUCGACCGGCAAUCGCUGCCACCCCGUCAUCAUUGACCUCUCCGAUGGUGAAGAUGACGACGACGUUAGGAUCCUCAAUUUCAUACCUCUAAACACCCCUUUCGGCAAACGAAGAAAAACGGACCACCACAUCAACAACAAUAACCGUUUCUUUGAAAGAGGAGAGUGUUCAAAGGACGCACCGUUCGUCUGCGGAAACUGCCGGAAUACCAAAACGGUGAGGGACUCCUUCAGCAUCCGCGGGUGCUCCCACGCCUAUUGCUCCGAGUGUGUGGCCAUGUACGUGGGAUCCAAGCUUCAGGAGAAUGUGAUCAACAUCCGGUGCCCCGUUCCGGGAUGCUCCGGUCUGUUGGAGGCGGAGUAUUGCCGCGCAAUUCUCCCGGCGGAGGUGCUUGACUGGUGGAAGAAGGCAUCGCGCGAGAUAAUUAUUGUGGCAUAG